Messenger RNA from Vollenhovia emeryi, 696 nucleotides. RefSeq lists its product as uncharacterized. NCBI's taxonomy places the organism in Eukaryota, Metazoa, Arthropoda, Insecta, Hymenoptera, Formicidae. The transcript has 4 exons. The coding region runs from base 81 to 527 and encodes 148 amino acids. The record is from RefSeq and is a predicted model, not a curated record.
AAAGGAGGACCUGGUCAUUCGGCGAUCAGAACGAUUAUUACCGCGAGAUCGUUACGAGUUACGUUUACUCGAUUACGAAAAUGUUCGCGAUUUUCGCGCUUUUUCUGUUUUCCACGGUCCUCGCUACUGACAGGAGCUUGAACAGGACGGACUUGAAAUGUGCGGGACACGCUUUCCACAACGUGUCUCUUUCCGCAUAUUAUCCCGUAUUCGGGACGGACGAUAAACGUAAUCACCUCGACGACCAAGGAAAAAUGCUGAGUACUCUUCAGGAUUACCUUGAUGGCCGCGCUCGUUACGUCACCGUUGCCGGUAAUUUGAGAUCUGGCAUUCCGUAUGGAACGAAAGUAUGCGUUGAAAAGUUGAAUGAGCAAUUCGGGAGACAAAUUCACCUGCAGAUACGGGACCAGAGUGAUUACGAGAACAAUGACGCCGCAAUCGAUUUCUCGAGAUUGGAAAUUUGUGUCAGGUCCGAGGAAGAUACUUACGAUACCUAUCUCAACGGCCUUGUCACCGUCCACGUAUAAUAAUCACAUAAAAAUUCCGUGCUCGAUUGUUAGCCGCCAAUAAUGUUUGUUUGACAAUACUGUCUGAAUAAAAUUAAUAUUAAUGUAAUUUUCUGAAUUAAAUUAAAUUAAUAAUAAGAUAUGUGCUGGUAUACGUGGAAUCAAAUUAAAUCAGAUUAAUGUACAUAAA